Clonostachys byssicola is the source of this 651-nucleotide messenger RNA. Lineage: Eukaryota; Fungi; Ascomycota; Sordariomycetes; Hypocreales; Bionectriaceae. The record is from the annotation of a GenBank genome assembly.
AUGAGGAAGGGGGGUGGUCAAAGCUUGAGCAAAGGGCUCUCUGGCCUACAUAAAUACCACGAGGCCGCACCUAACUACCUGCCUUCAAAUCUAUCCUCAUCCUUCAUCGCCAAAGCAGAAAUUUCAUCGAUUUUUUACCGAUUCUGUAUCCACAGCUUUGACACAAUGGAUGCUCGUAGCAUGGACGACCAGGACCAGAUUCGCGACACACAGCGCCAGCGGGAGCUCAAGAUCGAAGCGCUUCGCCUCGAAAUCUUUAAAAAAAAGAGUCUUAUGCAGCGACUUUCCGUGGUCGACUCCGCCCUUGAAGCAUGCGACGAUAAUUUACCACUAGAUGGAAUGAAGGAGGCAGUAGAGUCUGCAUUAUUUGGGCACAUCGAAACUUCUCAGCGUGACAGACCUCCCUGUCCAGUCUGUGGGCCAGGAAAGUGUCAACAUCUGGAAUCUCUCGAUCCGAUGUUUGUUGGCAUUGUUCUCAACGCAUUUUGCAAACUCCACUUCCUAGGCGGAGUCAUGAGCCAGGAAGCGUGGCUAAGGCUCUUCGCAGCUGAAAUCUUCGCCAAAAAAGACAUCAUCCAAGACGAGCUAUCAGCCAUCACGCAACAGUUAGAGCGACUGGAAAAGGAAAGAUGUGAAGAAGAGCAAAAGUAA